AACACCUCCACUUGCCGACAGGGGAACAACUGCGAGCAGAGCCUACGCUGUGGACGACUAUAGGUAUUGACGUAAAAGCAUGUGACAUUACAUCUGCCACCAACCAUCAAACGCUAAUUGUCAACUCGUCGAUUCAAAGGUUAGUUCCCUCGGAUAACGCUAGGCGUCGCUAAUCAGAGUGAAUCGCGCUGACGCUGCUGCACCGACGUCCGUUUCGUCGCCGCGGCGUGACGCUGCUAGCGACACCUAGUGGCAGCACGCAAUAACUCCGUCGACGACGUUUAUCGACCUCCGGGUCGACGGGGACAGAAUCACGUGGCGCCGAGUGCGUUAUCACGUGACUAGGUGAGUUCGCCAUCACGUGUUCCCGUCACCGACGACGCGCGCACGCGAUGCGACGCCCGCUGUUUCCGGUGACGACACUGCUUCUUGUCGUCGCCGUCGCGUCGGCGGCAGCCUGCCCCGACGACUGCACGUGCUCGUUCAUUGCGAGCAGCCGCGGCACCAGGGGGCGCCCCGAGAUGAGGGUCGCGUGCAAGGGCCUGAGCAGUCUACCGCAGGCAAUCGACUAUCCGACCGAGACGUCGACGGUGGUCAUCCGCGAGAGUCGGCUGACCGGCAUCCCGACGGACGCGUUCAAGGGCGUGCCGUACCUGACGCGGGUGGAGAUACACAACAGCAGCGUGGCAGCUGUCGGCGCGUUCGCCUUUCGAGGCUUGGAUCGCCUCAGUCAUCUCAUCAUACGGAACAAUGCAAUCCAAGUUCUACAGUCGAACUCCAUGGGCGACAUAAAAGGAUUUCGCAACAAAAAGAUUAUCAUCGACCUGGAACAUAACGCCAUUCAGGUCAUCGAGGGACACGCCUUCAACGGCACGAGCUUCGUUAGCUCGCUGCUGCUCUCUAACGGUAACCCCAUCGUCACGCUGCGCACCGACGCAUUCUCGGGUCUUCAAUACGUCAAUUUGCUCGAGCUGCAUCUGCCGCACCUGCUCAGCAUCGAGCCGUACGCCUUCCGCGGUCUCUGGAACGUGACGCGGCUGACGCUCUCGGGUUUUAGCGUCGCCCAGCUGCCGGCGCACGCCUUCUCGGGACUCGAGUCCGUGCGGACGUUCGUCAUGAGCAACGUUACUGUCGACGCGAUCGAGAGUCGAGCCUUCGAGGACGUGUACGGCUUCACGAAUCUGAAGAUCGCCAACGCGUCGAUCGGCGCGAUCCGCACGGACGCGUUCCACGGCGCGCGCGAGACGAUGAACUUCGUCAUCACGAUGUCACACAUCGGUCUCAUCGAGACGUACGCCUUCCACGGCAUGGACGACGUGUACCUGUACCAGAUCUACAACAACGACAUCGACGCCAUCGAGCAACGCGCCAUCGUCGGCGUGCGCUUCUACACGUUCUUCUACAACAACAGACUCGACUGCGGCUGCGGCGUCUACCCGCUGUUCGAGGAACACAUGAUCGAAGCAAACGUUCCUAUCGUUGAGAACAAUCGCUGUCAAGAGCCAAAGGAGAUCGUGGAUGUGGAUGCAUCAGGAGCGUCGAGUCUGCGCAAGAGCGACAGGAUCGGUGAGAUUGUCAACGGACCGGCAUUAAUUCUGCAGUGUGCGCCAUCCACGGCUCCCGUCCGCACUGUCUCCGGCCUUCUUACGGCCCUGGUGGUAGUGGGCAGCAUGAUUGUUCUCAUUUAAACAGCAGCAAUUGAAGCCUUUCGACUGGCAUAAACCUUAAUUAUAACAAAAGUUAAUAAAACAAUAUUAAGUACUAUAACAGUAUUAUAAGCUCUUAAAUAUAGCCAUAAUGCGUUUUAUAAAAAGCGAGUGGCGCUUAAAAGCGACAUGCUAAUAUACGUGCGUAUGCUUACAUUGUUUAGCAAACUAUAUGCUAAUAUGGCUAUUAUAUCAGGAGUGAAUAAAACCAAGUUUCGUUGACUCCUGAUUAUAUAUAAGUACGUCUGGCUGCAAGUUAUUAGCAGUUAGCGAAAAUCCUUUGUAAGAAGUGAGUUAUUGCUCGCUUCAGAUUCGCUUUCGAUGCAAGUAUAUAAUGCAGUGUAUAAUAAUAUAGCACAUGUAUAACAUACAUGCAUUGCCUCUAAAAUAGCUUUGCACGAGCUGUUCGGUAACGGCUUGCAUUUAUUAAAUUUCAUCUGAUUUCAUAGAAAAUAUGACGAUGCUGCUCGCGUGUUGGAAGCUUUUAGAUUAACCUCUCCGCUCACUGUCGUAUUUGUGAUCAUCGCGUGGCGUAAGUGAAAUAAAAUUUCGAACGUUUGGUAAAUGAAA
This is a messenger RNA of Priapulus caudatus, 2276 nucleotides long. RefSeq names its product chondroadherin-like. Lineage: Eukaryota; Metazoa; Priapulida; Priapulimorpha; Priapulimorphida; Priapulidae. The transcript is spliced from 5 exons. The coding region runs from base 393 to 1688 and encodes 431 amino acids. Gene Ontology annotation, molecular function: protein binding. The record is from RefSeq and is a predicted model, not a curated record.